AUGUCGCGUCGGCGCAUCCAGUGUGACCAAUCACAGACCCCCUGCAAGAAAUGUCUGAAAGCGGGACUAGAAUGCUAUGAUAAGAGACCCCUCCGAUGGGUCAAAGGCGUGGCCAUUCGAGGCAGGAUGCAGGGGUUGACGGUGAAGGAUGCGUCAGCUGCCUCGGCAGCCUUGGCCACGUUGGAUCGGGUUCCAAGGAAGAAAGGGAGUAAGAAGACAGUAUCUUCUGCUUUGGUUAGGCGCGAUCAUAAUGACCACACUGAUGUAGUCGAGAAUGAAACGAACCCAUCAAUGGCUCUGGAGGCUGGUCCCAUCUCGAAUUUGGAUCGGACAUCCAGGUACUACCUGGAUUAUUAUAACUACCAGAUAUGCAAGGUAUUCAUCGUUCAUGACAGCGAGGAGAAUCCUUUGAGAAGGCUGAUAUCUCUGGCUGUGAACGAUUCACUGCUACUGAAGGCGGUACUUGCCCUCGCGGCACGCCACAGGGCCAAUUCCGGUUAUUCCUUUGAAAAUGCUGUAGUGGGGUCUUCCCCGGACCUCCUGCAGAUUCACCAGGAUGCUCUCGUCUUCAAACAUCAAGCUAUACAAGGGCUAACGCAUGCGUUGAACGAUCCCACAAUAUCCGAGCAGGACACGACAGUAGCUUCCAUUUUCCUUCUUAUAUUUUUAGAUCUCUUAGAGUCCGGAAGCGACAAAUGGAACUUCCACCUCGAGGGCGCUAAGAGGCUGAUUACCAAUGGCCAUUUGCAUGAGGUGCACGCUGGAAGUUCCAAGGAUCCAGGACGGACUGUGGAACAGAUAAGAAAGUUCAUCAUCAAACAAAUCCAUGUGAUCGAGUCCCUUGGGGCCACCUUUGUCCGUCCUAAGUUACUAUCCGGGUGCGCCUCGUUAGACCAUCCAGAGUCCUUACUGAAUGAAACAGUUGAACAAUCUUUCAUUGGGUGUCCCGAGUACUUAUUACAUGCCGUGCAAUGUCUUUCAGCCUACCGGGACAGCAUGGUCGAGUCCCAGCCACAGACCUCCACGACCAGUAACACACACAUGCAAGAUAUAACGAGCGUGCUUGAUUUAAUACAUAAAUUUGACUGUUACACCUGGGCAUCAAAUCUACCAGAGUCACAGAAGACCUCGUCGCGAUAUCUAAGCAACCUCUGCAAACUGGCACAGUCGUACAAACUCGGGGCUCAAAUCUACGGUCAGCGCGUCUUGGAUGCUCUGCUCAGCGUGACUACCCCACAAGAGGAGCUUGUCUCUGAGUUAAUCGGCGUCAUCGAUGCGUUACGAGACGACGGCAGGUUAUUGAAAUGCGUUCUUUGGCCGAUCUUCGUUGCCGGCCUCGAAUGCCGGUCGCAGGCCCAGCGAGACUUUUUAAUCACUUCCUUGGAGAACUUCUGGUUGGACACGAACUGUUUGAACGUGGUCAAUGCCGCCAAGGCAUUGCAGUCGUAUUGGCAAAAGACUGACAAACAGACGUCCUCCACACAAUGGAUCUUUGAUAUCGGAGACCUAGACCACGACUGGCUUUUUAUUUGA
Aspergillus bombycis is the source of this 1533-nucleotide messenger RNA. RefSeq names its product Zn(II)2Cys6 transcription factor. Gene Ontology annotation, biological process: positive regulation of transcription by RNA polymerase II. NCBI's taxonomy places the organism in Eukaryota, Fungi, Ascomycota, Eurotiomycetes, Eurotiales, Aspergillaceae. Gene Ontology annotation, cellular component: nucleus. The transcript is spliced from 4 exons. The record is from RefSeq and is a predicted model, not a curated record. Gene Ontology annotation, molecular function: zinc ion binding; DNA-binding transcription factor activity, RNA polymerase II-specific; transcription cis-regulatory region binding. Bases 1 to 1533 code for a protein of 510 amino acids.